Penicillium odoratum is the source of this 402-nucleotide messenger RNA. RefSeq lists its product as uncharacterized. Lineage: Eukaryota; Fungi; Ascomycota; Eurotiomycetes; Eurotiales; Aspergillaceae. The coding region runs from base 1 to 402 and encodes 133 amino acids. The transcript has 2 exons. The record is from RefSeq and is a predicted model, not a curated record.
AUGUCUGAGCCCAAUAUUUCGAUAGGACCAUGGCUAGUCCAGCUGUUUACAAAAAUAUUUUUCCAGCCAGAUGAUGGCGUGUCUAGUCAGGCCUUCGAUCACGGUGUCAGUCCCGAUCUUGUGGUCAGAAUUAACGGAAAACAUCUGGGCUACCAUGAAUUUCGAAGCGUAAUCCAAGAUACUCGUGCCAAAAAAUACAUAUCGGAGCAAAGUAACGACGAAUUACUUGCGUCGCAGGCUGAUCCAGAAGGCAAAGGGGGAUCCGUUGCUCAGCUCUCUCAUUUCACUUUUAAGGAUAAGGUCACUGGACAUGAGAUCUAUUCAUCAACUGUGAUUCUAGCCACUAUAGAAUGGUCAGAAGGGACACGGCUUCUAACACAGUUGACGGAAGUGACACAUUAA